AUGGAAAGGCCGCUACUAAUAAGCCGAAAUCCUCGCACAAAAGCUAUGAUGAAAUUCAGCUUUGACCUAAUCAGCUGUGUUCUCAUUAUCGUAACAUUUUUUGUCAAUGCAUUUUCUUAUGGAGACACUUACUAUAUCUCAAUGGAAACAAUAACAAAGAAAUUUGACUAUAACGGGAUGAACGCCUAUACUCUUACGACCUUUAGCGAUUUCGAAAAGAACUAUUGCACAAAUCUUGAAGGCGCUGAUCUAGAAGUCUGCAAUUGGCUUGACCAUUUUAAAGCUGCAGCCUUAUGCUAUUUUAUUGACUCAAUUGUAUGUUUAGUUAUAAUGGCUUAUAGCAUACUGAAUUUAAUGAGCUUGUCAUUCGGAUGCACUUGCUUUAAAUUGCUGAGUCUUCAGAUCUCCCAUUUUUUGCUUCCAAUUGCAUAUGCUAUUGGAGUAAUUCUUUAUUUAUCAGUUUCCAACUUUUAUUCGUUAAGUGAAAGUGGAGAUUCGUGGUCUGGAUUUACAAUAACCUUUGAGGCUGGGAUUGUUUUGAUGCUAGUUAAUGAAGCGAUUAUGAUCAUUGGAGCACUUUAUUUCUGGUGGGCGAAAGCUCAUGGAAUUGAAGACAUCCUUUUGCAUAUUGGGGCGUAUGCUCCUCUAGUAGAUAAUAAAGAACUCAGAUAG
Molecule: messenger RNA, 672 nt
Organism: Blepharisma stoltei
Lineage: Eukaryota; Ciliophora; Heterotrichea; Heterotrichida; Blepharismidae
Source: the annotation of a GenBank genome assembly